AUGGCAAAAUUUAUUUGUGUAAUGGAGGAAAAUAAACCUGCUUCUCAAUUAUUUUUGCCAAUUACUGAUGAUUAUUCAAUUUCAACGGGAUCGAUAAAUACAUAUUUUCCUAAUGUAUCACGUUUAAAUUUUACUGUCUCAUCAAGUCUGUUAAUCUUUUUCAGUGUUGAUAUUGAUGUUGAACAUGGAAAAUUUAUAAUUGGAGAAGAAAAUUUUAAAUUGAAUUAUGUCUAUGUUGUUCAUCGUAUAAAUACUAAUACUGAUCAAACAACAACUACACAAAUACCUGAUCGUAAUGAUACACCACCAAUACGACCACGAAGACGUUGUACUGCUUAUUUGAAAUUGUUAGCUUGUAAGUGACUUUAUUUAUCUAACUUCAUUUUUUUCAAGAAGGAUUAACUGAUUGAUUCUGUCACUGUGCACAUGACGUGACAAUUGUUGAUAUUACAGGGUUGUGCAUAACCUUUUUCCAGGGGGGUAACACUAUGAUUCUAAGUCAUAUACCUAUUGAAUUUUAUACCAAAUGAAAGCCCGUGAAAAACUGGAUUUAG
Molecule: messenger RNA, 554 nt
Organism: Rotaria sp. Silwood1
Lineage: Eukaryota; Metazoa; Rotifera; Eurotatoria; Philodinida; Philodinidae
Source: the annotation of a GenBank genome assembly